Messenger RNA from Maylandia zebra (zebra mbuna), 1190 nucleotides. RefSeq names its product exosome component 2 (gene exosc2). Gene Ontology annotation, molecular function: RNA binding. Gene Ontology annotation, cellular component: cytoplasmic exosome (RNase complex); nuclear exosome (RNase complex). Gene Ontology annotation, biological process: TRAMP-dependent tRNA surveillance pathway; U4 snRNA 3'-end processing; nuclear polyadenylation-dependent rRNA catabolic process. Lineage: Eukaryota; Metazoa; Chordata; Actinopteri; Cichliformes; Cichlidae. The record is from RefSeq and is a predicted model, not a curated record.
GAAGAAGCAAAGGAAGAAGCAUGGCUGCAGAUAUGAGAUUACCGACCAUUAGAAAAACCGUGUCGCUAUCAGCGUCUGCUUUUGACCGAAAAGAUCUGGUCGUACCGGGGGAUGUUAUUACUUCAGACACUGGGUUCAUGAGGGGUCAUGGCACCUACGUUGAUGACGACAAGUUGACAGCUUCAGUCGCAGGAGAGGUGCAGAGGGUGGACAAACUCAUCUGUGUCAGGCCACUUAAGACCAGGUUUAAUGGUGAGGUUGGAGAUGUUGUGGUUGGCAGAAUUACAGAGGUGCAGCAGAAAAGAUGGAAGGUGCAGACAAACUCCCGACUGGACUCUGUCCUCUUGUUGUCUUCUGUAAACCUGCCAGGAGGAGAGUUGAGGAGAAGAUCAGCAGAAGAUGAGCUGACCAUGAGAGAAUAUCUUCAGGAGGGAGAUCUCAUCAGUGCAGAGGUGCAGUCUGUCUUCUUGGAUGGAGCUCUUUCACUUCACACCCGUAGUUUAAAGUAUGGAAAAUUGGGUCAAGGAGUACUGGUCCAGCUUUCCCCUUCUCUGAUCAAGAGGCAGAAAACGCAUUUCCACAACCUGCCGUGUGGCGCAUCCAUUAUCCUGGGGAAUAAUGGCUUUGUGUGGUUGUAUCCCACACCGGGCCAACAAGAGGAGGAAGCUGGGGGUUUCUACACCAGCCUUGAGCCUGUCAGCCUGUUGGAUCGAGAGGUCAUUUCACGGUUGAGAAACUGCCUGCUGGCUUUGGCUGCGCACAAAGUCCUCCUGUAUGACACCAGUGUUCUCUACUGCUACGAAUCAUCACUUCAGCACCAGGUGAAGGACCUCUUAAAACCAGAGGUGAUGGAGGAGAUUGUAAUGUUGACACAACAGAAGCUCUUGGAACAGGAGGGUUAAAGAGCCCAAAGCCUUGUCACAAGUCAAAAUCACAUCAGGCCAGCUGUGGACCCGACCACUGAUCUGAAAGCUGAAUUAGCUUUAUUUUCUUAGAGAUAUAAUUAAAUUGUCAAAGUCCAACGUGUUUUAUUAAAGGAAACCAGUAUUAUUGUUGGGUUGUUUUUAAUAGCAAACGCAAGCGAAGUGUAACUCGUUCAAUGUGUGCAGCAUUCCAGCUAUUCUAAAGUUUUACAAAAUAAUAGUCAAUCUUUUUUUCUUUUUUUUUUUUCAUGUGAGAUAUAUACUGUA